AUGGAUAGUCACCUCCUCAAACAACGACGGAUGAACUUCCAGUCGCGCCUAUCCAAAACCACUGUAUACGGGCUUCUCUUCGCCGACGACUGCGCCCUCAACACCAACUCGGAAGCGGAAAUGAAAAGGAGCAUAUAUCUCUCCUCCGCCGCCUGCGGUCUGGUGAUCAACACGGAGAAGACGGUGGUUAUGCAUCAACCGACACCCAACACAGCCCCUCUCCACAAUGCUCCGAAGAUCAGCGUGAACGGAACCCAACUGCAAGUGCUGGACAACUUCCCAUACUUAAGCAGUACCCUCUCCCGCAACACCAAAAUCGACGACGAAAUCGCCCGCCGGAUAUCGUAG
Molecule: messenger RNA, 348 nt
Organism: Spirometra erinaceieuropaei
Lineage: Eukaryota; Metazoa; Platyhelminthes; Cestoda; Diphyllobothriidea; Diphyllobothriidae
Source: the annotation of a GenBank genome assembly